UCUCAGUUCUCGAUCGCGGCAAUUAACGAUACUGACUCCACGCACCAAUCGGAGCCCUUAGCUCCCACGCAAGAAGCUCAGGCACUUCUUCCCGUCCUCCAUUCCGAAUCUCAUCUUACACAGACUUACCACGAUGGUCUCCUCGAAUUGCAAGCUAAGCGAUAUGACAAGGCUCGCCAUCUGCUGGAAUCUGUUUUGAGAGACCCUCUCAUCUCCAAUGCCCAUGAGGUGGAUGGUAAUGCAAGCGAUACUCAUCUGCAGCAGCUCAGAUAUUUGGCGCUAAAGAAUCUCGCCAAUGUUUUCCUUCAGCAAGGAUCAGCUCAUUAUGAGAAUGCUCUUCAGUGUUACCUUCAAGCUGUCGAGAUUGACACCAAAGAUUCUGUUGUCUGGAAUCAGUUGGGAACUUUAUCGUGUUCGAUGGGUUUGCUCAGCCUUUCUCGAUGGGCGUUUGAGCAGGGCCUUCUAUGCAGCCCUAAUAACUGGAAUUGCAUGGAGAAGUUAUUAGAAGUUCUUAUAGCAAUUGGUGACGAGGUCCCUUGCCUUGCUGUAGCAGAGUUGAUUUUGAGGCACUGGCCUUCUCAUUCUCGUGCUUUGCAUGUGAAAAGCACUAUUGAAGAGUCAGAGGCAGUUCCAUUUGCACCUAGAGGUAUUGAUAAACUGGAACCAAAGCAUAUCCGCCUUAAGUUCCUGGACAAGAGGAAAGCAACUGAGAAUUGUGAUGAAGGUCGAGCUAAUAAACGGCUGAACCAGACCAUUGAGUUGAUGCUGCAUGGAGUUUCGUGGGGUGCUCUUGUUGAUGCUCUGCUGGAAAUCCUACAUCCGCUCAGUGCGCGUGAGACCGAUGUCAAAUCUGAUGAACGCAAAUCUGGGGAUAUGAGGUUAAUUAUACAACCACCAUCCAAUUUAGAUAUUGAUAUGAGCUCUCCUGAAACGAAAAGGCCGAUUAACUUUCCUUGUAGUUCUAGUCAAUGCAAGCCUCUCAGCAGUAGCAAUUCUGAAAGAGUUGGUGCUAUCAAGGAAAGAGAAAGACAUAGUUUCGAUGAACAGCCUCGUGAGAGGAGGUGUACUCACCUCGAAAGGCUUACGAGUCGUAAACCUGGGAAAGAAGAAAUGGAUGUUGGUGACAGGAAGGAUUUGGUCAGUUUUGUACUCCAGUAUCUAGAUCCUUUUAUAAUUGGCACACCAUCAGUUGAAAGUUCUGAGCAUGCAGUUACUUGUUCUGCUCCACACGCUGCCGAGGCUAGUUCACCUAAUAAGGAACUGAAUGAUGUUUUAGCAUUUGUCAAAGGAACAUCAAGAAAUUAUGGUGCUUAUGAUAUGGCCCACUUGCUUAUCGAACAUGUUUCAACUAGUGGUCUUAUGUGCCAGGAUGCAUUGCCCAAACUCCUUGAAUUGGAAGGGCUGACAAGAAAUUGGGGGAAAGAUAGAACUCCUGAAUGCAGUCUUUUUCUGGCUGAGGUGUAUUAUGACCUUGCAUUUUUGCCUUCCAAUGCUUCGAAGCUCUCAGAUUUCGUAUCAGAAGCAUUGUAUCAUCUAUGCAAAAUUGUGGAAUCAGUAGUGCUGGACUAUCCUUUUCCCCUAACCCUUGAAAAUCAGGGUGGAAGUUGGUCUGAUCACUCUAGUUGUUCUGAUCUCAUUUCUAUCGAUUCCUUGUCAAGUGAAAAAUGCAACUUCUGGAUCAGGUACUUUUGGCUGAGUGGGAAAUUAUCCAUCUUUCAUGGCAAAAAGGCAAAAGCUUAUGAAGAAAUAUUUGUUGCCUUGUCACUGGUCAUGAAGAGGGAUAGAAUGAGUGAUUCUUCGGGGAGUCUUAAACUAUCUCACAAGGUUAAUAAAGAGUUAACCCUAGAGAAGAUCCUUCAUGAAAUAUAUUUGCUGAAAGUUGAUUCCUUGCUUGAGGAGAUUGUAAGCGAGUUUUAACAGAGAAAGAGAGAUGAUAAAGAUAAGUGAUUCAAAUGCAUUGAGCUGAAAGCACUGGAUAUAUCAACUGAAGCUGCUAAUACUCAUGCUACUAGCCGGGAUGGUUCAAUUCAAUCACAUCAGGUUCAAGCUCCCGACGGAGUCAGUGUUGGAAGAAUUAAGCACCUUACAUAAUAACAUGUGAUUGAGACAGCUAACAUGACGGGUUCUUGCCUUUAACCAGGCUCGCUACGAGGAAAUAAUUGCAGAUCCGAGUUAUCUGGAUCGAGUAUUGGAAGAUGGUGCGACGAAGGCUUCAGAUAUAGCAGAUGCCACCCUUAACAACGUUUAUCAAGCAAUGUGAUUCUUGAGAAGAUGACCCCAAUUUGAUGAUUGCUGAUUGAUUCAUGUGCAGAGAUCUGAAGAACUCAAA
Linum tenue is the source of this 2329-nucleotide messenger RNA. Lineage: Eukaryota; Viridiplantae; Streptophyta; Magnoliopsida; Malpighiales; Linaceae. The record is from the annotation of a GenBank genome assembly.